AUGACGAUAUCGCAUCCAGAGUUUAAUGAGAAGACCACGGCGACGAAAGUUGCUAGCGUCUUUGCCGGUCAGAUACAAGGCAAGAAUGUUGUCAUCACUGGCGUUGGGCCCAGCAGCUUAGGUGAAGCCCUUGCGCUGUCGAUAGCUACUCAGAAGCCAGCGAACUUGUUUCUGGCUUCUCGCACCGAGACCAAAGUCCAGGAAGUCGCCGAUAAAGUGCAGGCACUAGCUCCAGAAACAGCAGUUGAAACUGUGAUACUGAACCUUGCAUCCCAACAAUCCGUUCAUGCUGCAGCAUCCAAGAUCCAAGGGCUGGUCGACCACAUCGACAUCAUAAUCAACAAUGCCGGAAUGAUGGUUCUAGACCGAGAUGCCACCGAAGAGGGGAUCGAAAUACAGUUUGGAACAAACCAUAUUGGACAUUUCUUGUUCACAAACUUGCUCAUGGCCCAGCUUAAGAAGGCUGCCACAGCCUCGGGGCCUGGGUCGACUCGAAUAAUCAAUGUCACUAGUGCCGGCCACCGGUUGUCGCCUAUCCGGUUCCAUGACUACAACUUCGAGGGCAAGGACGUUCCCCAAGAUGAGAGACCUCCUGAUGGACUGCCACCGAUGUUCAGUCCCACUGCGAGCGGGUAUAACGGAUGGUUGGCAUAUGGACAGUCCAAGACUGCCAAUAUCCUGUUCACAGUCUACCUAACCCAGCAUCUUGCGUCUGCAGGCAUCGUUUCAUAUAGUGUUCACCCUGGCUCUAUCUGGACUGGCCUGAGCCGAAACCUUGACGAGAGCGCCAAUGAGACCAUGUCGAAAACCAGCAAUUUCUGGAAAACAGCGGAUCAAGGCGCGGCAACUAUGCUCGUGGCGGCUUUCGAUCCGAGCUUGAAAGUUGUCUCCGAUCCAUCUGCUGUUUACCUCAGCGAUUGUCAAUUUGCCACUGCGGUACCCCAUGCUGUGAGUCUGGAACCAGCCGAAAGAUUGUUCCGCUUGAGUGAGGAGUUGGUGGGGAUGCAGUUUCCGCUGUAA
Molecule: messenger RNA, 1020 nt
Organism: Penicillium pulvis
Lineage: Eukaryota; Fungi; Ascomycota; Eurotiomycetes; Eurotiales; Aspergillaceae
Product: short-chain dehydrogenase
Exons: 4
Coding region: 1-1020 (339 amino acids)
Source: RefSeq, a predicted model, not a curated record